AGGCAGAAUUGAUUCCCAAUUACUUAAAGGGUGUAGAUGAUGGCGUAGGAGAAGAAGACCUCGGUAACAUCAAAUGGAAGGUGGAAUCGAUGUCUCCAGACCUUAAGGGUGUAGAUCAUGGCGUAAAAGACGACCUUGGUAACAUUAAAUGGAAGGCGGAAUCGAUUCUUCCAAAAUUUAAGGGUGGAGAUGAUAGUGUAGGAGAAGAAGACCUCAGUAACAUCAGUUGGAAAGCAGAAUCCAUUCCACCAGACUUAAAAGGUGUAGGUCAUAGCAUAAGAGAAGAUCUUGGUAGCAUUGGAUGGAAGGCAGACUCGAUUCCCCAAGCCAAAACCCAAGGCAUGGAUCCCCCACCCCAGUUCCAUCUCCACAAUGGGAAAGAGUCUCCCAGUAUCCCAGUACCUCAUGCCAAGCCACAACUGGAAGCAACUCAAGGACUUGAGUCCUUUGAGGAUGCAGAACCUUUGGCAGACUCUUGUAAGGACGAGAACAGACCAGUUGCUCAGUUGCCAGACUGGAUGGCCCCCGGUGAGCAAGUUUGGGUGGGCAAACGGAGUGGGACUGUGCAUUACGUUGGAGGGGUAGAGUUUGCCAAAGGCAUCUGGGUUGGCGUAGAGUUGGACCUUGCUGUAGGCAAGCACAACGGUACGGUCCAAGGAAGGGUGUAUUUCCGAUGUGCCACAGGUCAUGGCGUCUUCGUGAAGCCAUCAUGUUUGACUCGAGGGCCUCCGUCCAUAGACACUGAACCUCAACCUGUAGGAGCAGGACAGUGACCCAAUAGUUGGUAGAUGAUCUCUUCGACACCAGCACCAGCCACCGCCUGGACAAAACAAGUGCUAACGGAAUCCAUCCUUCUGAUUCAUUAGAGAUUUGUUGGUUCCCCUGAUUCCAUGGCAAUAACACCUACCUGUGUGUCUUGUUGAAAUUAUAGGCCUAUUUCAGUAUCAUCUUUGAAUGUCGAGAGUUGCACAGUUGCACAAACUUGUUUUAUAUAUCAUGUACAGCUGUAAUACUAACAUCCUUCUUGGUUACUUGGUUACCACUCCUUAUAUGACUAAAUGUAUUAAUCGAACAUUGUCUAACACUACUUUGAGUGAGUUUGAGAUUUGGAUGCAUGUUCUAGAUAAGAAUGUACUACUGUUUAUGACUUUUUUGUUUGCGUGAUUAUAUCAGGUAUUACCAAAGACAUUGCCUUUCAAAUCUGCUGUGCAAACUUCUUACGUAGAUUACUUUGGCAUUG
Messenger RNA from Sinocyclocheilus grahami, 1240 nucleotides. RefSeq names its product CAP-Gly domain-containing linker protein 2-like. The transcript is spliced from 2 exons. NCBI's taxonomy places the organism in Eukaryota, Metazoa, Chordata, Actinopteri, Cypriniformes, Cyprinidae. The record is from RefSeq and is a predicted model, not a curated record. Bases 90 to 773 code for a protein of 227 amino acids.